CUAAGUAUCUCAUCCUCCUCUAGCAAACUAGCAAUUAGCAUAUCCCUCAUUUGUGAUAGGAUUUCUUCCAAAAAUCUUAUUUCGAAAGAAGAAAGUUACCAAAAAUCAAAGCCAAUGGACAAAAUGUUGAUUGUCUUUGUUACUUUAGCCGUCACAAGUUUGGUGCAAGAUACUACAGCCCAAAUGGUGCAUGUGGUUGGGGACAACAUAGGUUGGACCAUUCCGAGCAGUGGCGCAGCAGCUUACACAAAUUGGGCUGCUGGGAAAACCUUCAGCAUUGGUGACACUCUAGUUUUCAAUUUUAUGACCGACUCACAUGACGUUCUGCAAGUACCAAAAACUUCAUUCGAUGGGUGCAAUUCACAAAAUGCCAUAGGCAAUCCCAUAAUGACAGGACCAGCGAAUGUGACUCUUGACUCUACUGGAGAUCACUAUUACAUUUGCACUUUUGGCCGGCAUUGCCAAAAUGGCCAAAAGUUGGCUAUUACAGUUUCCAGCACUGGUACUCCAGGGGCUAACCCGCCUACACGAAGCAGUCCUAUCACUCCAGUCGUGCCUUCACCAUCCUCUUCCAACCAACCGGAAGCGUGUGCACCUACAUCAGCUGUUGCUGGACCGUCAAGUUCUAUUAGUGCUCCUCCUUCUUCUUCGUCCUCAUCAAUCGUAUUGGCCAGUUUUCUGCUCAGUCUAUCCUCGAUUGCCUUGGCUACUUUUCUUUAAAUUGAAGAAAUCGAGGAGUUCGUUGAAUUUCUCAUUUAUUAUAGUGAAGUAUAUACUACGAUAAAAAUAACCAUGUAAUGGAUCUAUUCUUAUUUUUUUGUUUACCGGCUUGUAUUGGAUUGAGUUGUUAGAGUCACUGAUUGUGUUUGUAAUA
Messenger RNA from Nicotiana attenuata, 874 nucleotides. RefSeq names its product cucumber peeling cupredoxin-like. NCBI's taxonomy places the organism in Eukaryota, Viridiplantae, Streptophyta, Magnoliopsida, Solanales, Solanaceae. Gene Ontology annotation, molecular function: electron transfer activity. The record is from RefSeq and is a predicted model, not a curated record. The transcript has 2 exons. Gene Ontology annotation, cellular component: plasma membrane. Bases 115 to 720 code for a protein of 201 amino acids.